GUUUGCCCUCCUCCCUCCAGACCAGACUGACAAGCCGCUACCGGCAAUGAUACAGCAAACACGGGGCUCACCGAGAUGGACUUAGACAGCACGUUUCAUCACUACAAAGACGGAUAUUAUUCCCACAGAGCAGCACACUGACUGAACACUGUAUUUCCAGCUAUCGGCGGGGAUUGGAUGCGACGGCCGACUUCCUGCGACAUACACGGGUCAGCUAAGAGGCGUUCACGGCCGCCCUGGAAAAUACACCUGCGCUGUUAACCAGCUAAAAUAUUUAUAUUUAAAAUAAUUACCCGCGCUGCAACCGUGCAUCUUAAACGUUUGUGAUUAUACUUUAAUAAAAAGCUACUAAAGUUGCAGGUAGGUGUCUGUAAUAGUCGCUGGUGGUGACCCAACACGGCUCCAGCUACCUAGAUAGCUGCAUUUCGCAGUAUUUAUUUAUUUCCCCAGCGUCCAAACACUGGUUUGGUCAUUAUUUUUUUAAUUUUUGAUUAAUAAUUACGUUGAGAAUAGGAGCGUGGACUGUGAUCAAGCAUUUGAGCUUGUUCCCCAGCUGUGCAGGCGUUGAGCUUGAUUUGUAAAGCACGUAAAUCCUAUGACUUGUCACCUAUGGCUGGUUAGUAUCGCGGUACUGCAGGUGACCCAGCGAGCCGCUGCCAGCUACUAGCUAGAUUAUCGUCUGCAGCUCCAUCGUCGCCAAGAAACCGUCUUUGCUGCAGAGAUGCACCACCAGGACUUCUCUGGAGAGCAGCCCGGCGGAGGGAGCCGCAAGGCGGCGUUCCACUACCGGAGAGGCAGCGGCGGAGCCGGAGGAGCCGGCGCAGCAGCCGCGGACGAGGCUGCAUCCCCCGCCCAGGCGGGGUCCUCCUCCCCGGCUCUCCAUCACCAGCCACAGGUGGCAGGCACUCAGGUGAAGAAGAAGAGCGGCUUCCAGAUCACCAGCGUCACCUCUGCUCAGAUCAGCGGCAAUAACAGUUUGGCUGAUGACACUGAGAGCUAUGAUGACAUGGAUGAGUCUCACACUGAAGACCUGUCCUCCUCUGAUAUUCUGGAUGUUUCCGUGUCCAAGGCCACGGAUACAGGCGUGCCGGAGAGAAGCUCCUCUGAUGAGACUUUAAACAGUCUCCAUGGUGUUGAUACACCUGGACUAGUGUCGCCCAAUGAGCCGCUGCAGCCUCAUGCUAUGGCUCAGGGGUCGCAGCAGCAUUCCUCUUUGGUGAAUGGGACUGUGCAACAUCAAUAUUACCCUCAGCAGCAGAGCCAGGCCCUCCAGCAUCAUUCUGACAGCUUGGGAGGAGGUGAACCAUCACCACCAGCUGCUCUGGGAGCACCCGUAUCAAGCUCCAGCCCAGCCGGGCUCGGCCAAUCCCAGCUACCACCGGUGUUGGAUAACCCAAAAGCUGCAGGGGUGGCUGCUCAUCAAGGAACCCCUAUUGUUGCUGAUGCACGUGCGCAAGGCAGUGUGAACGUUCCUGGGAUGUCUAGUGUUUCCGCUGUCCCUGCUGCAGCAGUUCCCCCCUCGGGGCCUGCAGGUUUUGACAGCACUAAUGCAACUGUGCAAGCGGCUUCUGCUGGAGGAGGAACGGGCGUGCCUGUUGCGGCCCCCAGCAGUCAAUUGCAGCACACCCAUUCUAUAACAGCCCCCGGCUCUCGUUUUAGGGUGGUCAAACUGGACACUAACUCAGAGCCGUUCCGCAAAGGAAGAUGGACUUGUACAGAAUACUACGAAAAGGAGGUUCCACAGCCGCCUCCAUCUGAAGCACCAAAAGCUGUGGACUUGGCUGUAGAGACUGAAGCGGGUAACACUGGAAUUGGUCCAUGUAUACCUGCCGUGCAGCCACCUCACACGCUGCAGCCCUAUCAGACACCAAGCCAGGACUUCACCAGUCCACAAGCCAUGCAGAGCCCACCACAGCCGCUGACACAAGCUGCUACUCUGAGCUACGCGUCUCCCCAGGAGGUUGUCGGAGCAACACACAUGCAGAAACAAGGGCCUCCUGCUACUGUUCACACAGCAACGCAACAGAUGACGUCACAUACUGAUGUAAGUCAGGCUCCUGUGAUACCCCAGCAGAUUCCUUACGCUAUGGAUCAACAGCAGGGCCAAACCCAAGGAGGUUAUGCUGCACCUCAGCUCCACGCCGGUGGGGUUAUGGUCCCAGGAGGUGUCCGACAGCCCGACUUCAUCCAGCCUACUGCUCCCUUCCAGACCCAAGUCCAGCCUCCACUUCCGCUUGUAACAACCGGGAUUUCUGUAACGCCUGCGCCGGUUCCAGCGCAGCAGCCGGGGGGCAUUACUCAGCAGCAGCUGCCACAUCAGGGUCAGGUAGCUCCACCUGCUCCAGCAGCGUUUGCUGCAGUGCAGCCGCAGACCCUCCCAGUUCAACCUCAGCCUAAUCCACAGGCGCAAAUCCAUCCCAGCUCUACUGGCACACUUUCUUUUGGACCCCCCCAUGGGAGCCCCUACAUGCCUCUGACUGCACUGCAAGCUGACCUUCAGCCUCUCCUCACCUCGGGCACACACCUCAGCCACGUCCCUGCAGGAGGGAGCUUUGCAAGAACUUCACAGCUGGAGAGCGCCCAGCGGCUUCUGUUUCAGCACCAGGGCCUGCUGGGCCUGCCCAGGAUGGGCAUGGCAGCAAGUGGAGAGGGGUCAGCGGAGGGCAGCAGCGCGGUGGGAACCCUGGCCCACAUGGGGAUGUCAGCUGAGGCCAGUGCCAUCAUGGCUGCUGCUGCUGCAGGCCUCAGGAGUCAGCAUGCUGAAGGAGAAGAAGACAGCUCCUCGGGUGCAAGUGUGGUGGCCAUCGACAACAAGAUUGAACAAGCAAUGGACCUGGUGAAGAGCCACCUGAUGUACGCCGUGCGUGAGGAGGUGGAGGUGCUGAAGGAGCAGAUCAAGGAGCUGAUCGAGCGCAACACUCAGCUGGAGCAGGAGAACAACCUGCUCAAGAACCUGGCCAGCCCCGAGCAAAUGGCUCAGUUCCAAGCACAGGUCCAAACCGGCGGCUCCCCGACCGGCACCGCCCAGCCCCCGGCCCUGACUGGAAACACGCAAGCCCUUCCCUCCACACAGAACUCCGGCACGUCAGCGUAACACAGAAACUGUACACUGGAGAGCCCGGUGAGGAUGAGGGACAGAGGAGAUGGAAGACAGAAGAUGAGGAGGAGGAGGAGGAGGAGGAAGAGGAGGAGGUUGGAGUCUCGCCAUUCUGUGAACGGACUCUGACAUCAUCAAGACCGACUGUUCAACCUUUCGGACAAGCGCACACUUCAACUUCACCCGGAAAACAACUUUGUUUUGUUGCACAUUUAAUUUAACUGAAAGACUUGGAGUUGCACCGGUGUGUUUGUGCGUAUGUGUGUGUGUAAGUGUGUGUAUGUCCCUGCUUCGUCUGCAAAUUUUACUACCUGCUUCAGACAAUCGCCUUUGUCGUGCUGGUUGUCGUCUUGGUGAUAUUGCCGGGAAGGACCGAGCUGGCGGGAAGCGAAAUCCGACCCCUUGCUUCGCUCACGAUGGGCGUGCCAAUCAGGAGCACGUCAUGUUCAGUGCCGUUGAAUCCCUCGCUGUGUGAACUGUGGAAAACGCUGUUUCACCUCCUCUGCAGCUCAAACUUCUCCGCCUGCACACCAUUUUUACUCUGCAUCAUCCCGUUUUUGUUUUUGUCCUCUUGCACUUUUUCCAGAUGACGCAGAAAGACUUUAUAACGGACAAAAAAACGAUCUGCAGACUCGCCUUGAAUGGGAGGUUUGUGGCUCUGCACCUUCACAGCAUCGGCAGACAGCGAGAGUCUCGACAGUCUUAUAAAAUUAGGAAAUCUGUAUUAGCUGCGCGUCAUUGUUCACUCUGAGAACUUGGUGUUCUUCUCGAGGUCCACGUUCCCACCCUUAACACACACUCACCUUUCUUUCUCUGAUGGAGCAUUAACAUGUUCAUGCAGUGAGUCAGUAUUGUUUUUUUAAGGGGGACUAGAGAUGCUCUUUGUCCGUUUCUGUUUUUGCUCGUUGAUGUAGUUGAUAUCCAAAUGGUUUAACAACGAUAAGGUGAAUACAUAGAACAUGACUGUUUGUAGGUAGUGAACUUUGUACAGAUGACAAGUUUCCAAUUAACCUCUGCCAAGUGCCUGGUUUCUAACCAUAGAUGCAUAUAUGAAGCUUUUUUUAAGUUGUUUUAUCCAUGUGUAUAUAUAUCUAUGGUUUUGCCAGGUUUUGAGCUACCUGUGAUGUCAUAACUCAGGGUGGGAACAGAAGAGGAUCGUUUACCUCGACGCUUAGAUGCUGUCUCCUGCAGUGACACUCUGCUUCGUACUGUAUUGAACUCUCCUCUGCCGUCGCUUCAGAUUCACUUAUGAUCUGUACUCUUAGCAUUUGGGAUGUCUGUAAUUAUAUGUGUGUGAAACUGUCAUUUUUAUUUUCUUUUUUAAAUCUUUUUUUAUUUUAAUUUGUCUUUUGUACAGACAGUUGUGUGAAUUGCUUGUAGUGCGACUGGAGCGCUGGAUACAAUGAGAUGAGACUCUUGUCAUAAGGAAAGGAAAUGCCUAGCAGAAGUAUGUUCAUGUUUUGUGCACGUUCCUUCAGCCCAUCACAAAUGUGACGUAACAAUUGCACUAGACAGUUGCACCUCAAAUAAAAAACAAAAAAAAAA
This is a messenger RNA of Cololabis saira (Pacific saury), 4642 nucleotides long. RefSeq lists its product as uncharacterized. Gene Ontology annotation, biological process: regulation of transcription by RNA polymerase II. The record is from RefSeq and is a predicted model, not a curated record. Bases 722 to 3094 code for a protein of 790 amino acids. The transcript is spliced from 3 exons. NCBI's taxonomy places the organism in Eukaryota, Metazoa, Chordata, Actinopteri, Beloniformes, Belonidae.